This is a messenger RNA of Drosophila erecta, 1433 nucleotides long. RefSeq lists its product as uncharacterized. The record is from RefSeq and is a predicted model, not a curated record. Lineage: Eukaryota; Metazoa; Arthropoda; Insecta; Diptera; Drosophilidae. Gene Ontology annotation, molecular function: protein binding. The transcript has 3 exons.
AUGCAAUUUGGAUUGCAAGGCAACGCAAGCCUCAUCCUGUUCCACAAAAGUAAGUUGACGAAUUCCCUAUUCCCGAUUCCCAACUGCCAUAAUCAAUUCAACAACAUUGUGGCACUCGACAGGCUUCGUAGGACUGAACAGGAAUUUCUGAACUUUGCAAAUAGUAUACCAGAAGUUGAGGAUGAAACAAAGGGGCAGUUCGUCAUAAUGGACCAUGAUGUGCCGCCAACUGAACGACUGAUGAAGAGUAUUCAGGACAACGAGUGUCCGGAUGUCAUGGUCACCGUUAACGAUCGCAUGUUCCUGUGCCACAGGAUCAUAUUGUGCAUUUACUCAAAGCGAAUGCUGAAGCUAUUGAUACACAAAGUUACGAAUAUUGUGUUCGACUCGAAAGAUCUGACCGCGAAGGCAUUCAGCGAUGCAUACCAAUGGAUGAUCUCCCGGGAUGGCAUACUGAAUGUGUGCGAUAUGGUCGACAUUAUGAAAGCCGCUUACUUCCUGGACAUGCCCGAGCUGCUCGAGGCUUGUUGGAAAACCCUGGAAAGCCAUGCUUUCGACGAGUUCUCUGCAUUUCGCCUCAUGUAUGAGGCGCGUGGCGCCAACAACCUGUCGGAAAUAUUCGAUAAGCUGGCGGAACGCCUCUCCCGGGCAACCUUGCCAGCGGUGAGCAGUCGGGAGUUCCUCAGCCUCAGCGAAAUGCAAAUUUGCUCCCUACUGAAGUCCAGCAGUCUGCAAGUCAACUCGGAAAUGGAGGCAAGUCCAUUCAUCUAGCUAUGUCGCCGUUCAAGCACCAAUGAGGUAUUGAAACACAUCCGCUUUGGCUACCUGCCGCCCACCAUGCUGAGCAAGUUCAAGACACAGGAACGCUACAAGGUGGGUAACUUUGGUGAAAUUCUGGAGGAGUUUAGCAAGUCGCCCGAUGUUAACCAACUUGUGCGGGACGGAAUGUUUGACAGCACUUUGAUCAUAGCCGCCUACAACGAUCCGGGUGUCCUCGAGGAGAACGUGGAGUUCAAGCAGGUGAAGCUGAUGGAUCCACGCUGUUGGAUACGGGAUCGGCGCUGUGAAUACCACCGGGACGUGACCACGCUGUGUCCAAAUAUGCGUUUCGUAACUCUAAUCGAAUUCCAAAAGUACCUGAAGAGCCUGUCGAUGGCACGACCCGAUUUUGACCGAUUUUUCGAGUAUCCCGGUCAGAAGCGAAAUGAAAAACUAGAUUCUGAUCGGGAAACGAAGCGGGAAAUCAAUAAGAUGAUGCUCUUGAAAAGGGUGGUUGGCAUGGAUGCGGAUGUGGAUAGGUAUAUCGAACGUAUUAAGAACAAACGCAAUCCAAAACAAUGAAAAACUCAGAUGUUGCGGGCAUAGGGCCUGCUUCUACAAAACGUGAAAUUCUCAAGUUGAAAUUAGUUAUAAAUCAUUAUUGUUUACUUUAA